This is a messenger RNA of Mytilus californianus (California mussel), 1568 nucleotides long. RefSeq lists its product as uncharacterized. The transcript is spliced from 5 exons. The record is from RefSeq and is a predicted model, not a curated record. Bases 135 to 1568 code for a protein of 477 amino acids. NCBI's taxonomy places the organism in Eukaryota, Metazoa, Mollusca, Bivalvia, Mytilida, Mytilidae.
UAUAUGGUUAUAAUAAGUGAAACUGAUGACCUUGAGCAAGGACAAUUAGUGGUGUCAGUACAAUAUAUAUAUAUGAGUACUACUCAAACUUCGUUUAUUACACUACAACACAGAUAACCAAAUAAGACGUGAAAAUGGCGAGCAGAGGGAAGAAGAGAGGAAAAUUGGUCGAAGAAUCCGUUAUUGGAGAAAAAGAAAAUAUAUCCAGCAGGAGAACAGGGAGAGCAAAGAAGGCUGUAAACUAUGUCGAAGACUCGCCAGUUGUUAAGAAAAGAGCAAAAGAUGAUGCAAAACUUGAAAAAGAAAUAAUCAAAAUAGCAAAGAAGAAAGAAACACUGAAGCGAAAAUUGAACACAAAAGAAACGGAAAAAUAUAUGGAACUAGAAAAAGAAAAUUCCAAAAGUACGAAAUCUAAAUUACCGACAAAAGCCAGAGGUAAAAUUAAAGAAAUUAAAGAUACCGUCGAUGUUUUUGAACUUAAAGAUAAUGAUGGAGAUAAUAGUGAAGCUUCAGCGGUGGAAGUUCAAAAAAUACCACACAAAUCAGAUAAUAAAACAACAAGUAAACGAAAUAAAAAAGGUAAGAAGGACAAAACAGAUGACAAAUUGACUAUUACAGAGAAAGAGACAGAACAUUUAGAGCAAACAGAAAAUCAGGAUGAAUGUGAACUUAACACAAGUGCAGUGACGGAAAUUGCAAAUAGCAGUAGAAUUAGAGGGCAUUCGAAUAGGAAGCAGAUCAAGGCAAAUACCCGAAAACCGUUAUCAAACCGAAGUGAUAACAGUCAGACUGCACAAAAUCAAGAGAUGGUAACACACAUUGGAAGUGGAACAAAGUCGAAAAGACAGCACAUCGCAAAACAAAACACACAAAAUGAAACACACGAUCAAAUUACAAAGACAAUUAUUACUAACACUAACGAUACUGACGAAAUGAAUGCGAAAGAAUGUCCUGUCGUUGAUGAUGGCGAAGAUGAUUCAAAGAAAGACGAAGAAAAAAAUGCGAACAGUACUUUCACUCUUGGGGAUAUUGUAGAAACACCAAGGACUACUAACACGAGAAGCACACCAAACAGUGACAGGAACACAAAACAGAAUACGUCAUCCGUUGCCAAACGUAUGUCUGAAGUGUUAGGGAGUAUAAGAAAGGAGAGUGUAGGUGGUAAUACUCCAAAGUCGGCACAUUGUGCUUGUGGAGAUAUGAUGAGCGAAAUAAACGAAAUUUUAGAACUUGUAACGGAACAACUGACAGACCUGAAAUCCGAAAUGGAAACUGUUAAGACAACGAAUGAGUCUCUGCAAACUGAUUUAGACACUAAUCGCAGUGAAACAAGACAAUUGAAAGAAGAGAUGAACAACUUGAAAAACGCAACACUUCACCAGAUACAGACUAAUACCACAAAGACAAGCAGUACACCAAGGAAAUCUCAUUCAAACCAAAAUGAGAUUGACAUGUUAUGGAAUCAGUGUGAAGUACAGAAAAAGACCAUUCGGUCAUUGCACAAUGAAGUGGACAAUACAAAAACUGAAUUUAACCUACGUUUUGAGAAAUACAAAGUAAGUAUAUAA